AGCGGCCGAAAUGAAGUUCAAUCCCUUUGUGACUUCUGACCGAAGCAAGAACUGGAAAAGGCAUUUCAACGUGCCUUCCCACAUUCGCAGGAAGAUUAUGUCUUCCCCUCUUUCUAAAGAGCUGAGACAGAAGUACAAUGUCCGAUCCAUGCCCAUCCGAAAGAAUGAUGAAGCUCAGGUGGUAGGAGGGCACUACAAAGGGCAGCAAAUUGGCAAAGUAGUCCAGGUUUACAGGAAGAAAUAUGUCAUCUACACUGAACGAGUGCAGCGGGAGAAGGCUACUGGCACGACUGUCCAUGCGGGCAUUCACCCCAGCAAGGUGGUUAUCACCAGACUAAAACUGGGCAAGGAAUGCAAAAAGAUCCUCGAACGUAAAGCCAAAUCUCACCAAGUAGGAAAGGAAAAGGGCAAAUAUAAGGAAGAAACAAUUGAGAAGAUGCAGGAAUGA
Delphinapterus leucas (beluga whale) is the source of this 448-nucleotide messenger RNA. Lineage: Eukaryota; Metazoa; Chordata; Mammalia; Artiodactyla; Monodontidae. The record is from RefSeq and is a predicted model, not a curated record.